AUGAGGCAAGCAUUCUCCCCGACCCAGAUCCAGCGCGCCCAAUUUUCCCGGCUGCUCCAGCCGGACAGCUUGCCGGCCCUGCGGACCCUGAUACUCCUAGGAGAGUCUGCAAGCCGUGCCGAGUUGGAACGAUUAUGGGGCCAUUUUCGCAUCAUCAACGCGUACGGCCCUGCCGAGUGCACGACUCAUGCUACGAUAAACGCAAAGGCAAGCUCACCGGACAUGGCCAUGGGAAUUGGUGAGGGCAGGGGAGCUGUGACUUGGGUUGUGGACCCGGAUGACUAUACGAAACUUGCACCUCUUGGAGCUAUCGGGGAGCUCCUGCUGGAAGGGCCAAUUCUAGCUCGAGGAUAUCUCGACAAUCCACAGAGGACAGCGGCCGCGUUCAUUCGAGACCCGCCGUGGUUGCUCCGAGGCACCUCAGGAUACCCGGGCCGGCGCGGCCGGCUCUAUAAGACGGGAGACCUUGUGCGGUGGGGCGCGGAUGGCAGCUUAAGUUUUGUCGGGCGCAAAGAUACCCAAGUCAAGAUCAGGGGUCAGCGACUGGAACUCGGCGAAGUGGAACACCAUGUGCGGGAGUGUGUGCCGUCAGCCAGCCAGGCGAUUGCGGAAGUGGUGGAGCUCGGCGGCGAGAAGCAGAGGACGAUGCUAGCCGUGUUUAUGACUUACCAAGACCAGCAUGAAGGCGGCCCCGUGCCAUGCCGCCCGGGGCAGGCCGCAGCCGACGUCCAAGUCAUGCGCAUGGAAGCUGACGUCGAAACGGCCCUCUCACGGCGCUUGCCAACAUAUAUGAUUCCCGCAGUGUAUCUCCGGGUUGCCGCAAUGCCACUGACGGCGUCGGGGAAGACGGACCGGAUACGGCUACGCGAAAUGGGGUCCAUGCUGUCGGCACAGCGGCUGGCCGAGCUGCACGGGGCGACCGGGGACGGGGGCAAACGGCGGCAGCGGACCUCGGCGGAGCGGUGCCUGCAAGGCAUGUGGGCCAAAGUCCUCGGGGUCGACGCAGGCACCUGCAUCGGGUUGAACGACGACUUCUUCCGCCUUGGAGGCGACUCGAUUAGGGCCGUGGAGCUGGCCGGAACGGCUUGUAAGGCCGGGCUUUCGCUGGCAGCGGCCGACGUCUUCCGAUAUCCCACCCUGGGCGCGCAAGCCCGGCUCCUUGGCGGCGCCAUGGGCAAUGAGACUAUACCGCCAUUCUCGCUGCUCGGAAGCAAGCGGGCGGUCAAGCAAGUCUGUGAGGAUCUUGCCGCCCUCUGCGGUAUUCAGGCAUCGCAUAUCCAAGAUGCCUACCCGUGUACACCGCUCCAAGAGGGCCUGCUAUCGCUUACGGCGAGGCGCGAGGGCGACUAUGUCAGGCAGGCCGUGCUAGAGCUAUCUCACGACACUGAGCCAGCCGCUCUCAGAGCUGCGUGGGAAGAAGCCAUCCGUUCCAUGACUUUGCUACGCACAAGGAUCGUACCAUACAAUGAGACCGGCUUCCUGCAGCUGGUUACAGACGAACAGAUCCACUGGAUUGAGGCGACGGGGCUCGACCAGUAUCUCGACGCCGAUAGGAAACAGCCAAUGGGUCCGGGCCAGCCUCUCGCACGCUAUGCAACAGUCAGUGACGACACAGGAACGCCUCGGUGGUUCGUGUGGACGGUACAUCAUGCGCUCUACGACGGCUGGUCCAUGAAUCUCAUCAAACACGCCGUGGACCGAGCAUAUCAGGGAGCGUCAAUCGACCCGGGGCCUCGUUUCCAAACAUUUAUCAAGUACAUUCAAGACAAACACGCCGACGAGACCAUGUCGAAUUAUUGGCGACGCACCCUGACCGACUGUGAGUGUGUACCGUUUCCGACCCUGCCGCCAACCAUAGAGCAGCCGGUGGCAGACGAAGUAGUCGAGCACCGGUUCUCGCAACCCCGACGACGCUCUCGGACUACAACCAUGUCGACUCUGGUUCGUGCUGCGUGGGCUCUCAUCGCCGGCAGGAUGGCCAAUUCGGACGACGUUGUGUUUGGCGCUACAGUAUCUGGAAGAAGCGCGCCAGUUUCUGGCAUCGAGGCGAUGGCGGCUCCGACAAUUGCAACGGUUCCGCGGCAGUCAACAGACAUGAUGCCGUUUGAGCAGGCAGGCCUACACCACAUCUCCAAGAUAUGCCCCGGGGCACGGCAAGCAUGCAUGUUCCAGACGCUGCUCGUCAUCCAACCCCAGGAGACGAGCUUCAACGCCCAGGGCGUGCUCGGCAAGUGGCAGCAUCUUAAUUGCGGUCGCCAGCAGGGACUGGGCACGUAUGCGCUCACGCUUGAAGUACACCUUGAAGCCGACACGAUUACUGCUUCAGCCACCUUUGACCCGAGGGUGAUGGAGCCAUGGGUGAUCCACAUGUCGCUGAAACGGCUCGAAUACGUCAUGUAUCAACUCGAUGACGCAGACCCAAGGCAUGUGCUGGCGCAAGUUGACAUCGCCACGCCCGAGGAUCUGGAACGGAUCUGGGAAUGGAAUAACACGGUCCCGGCAGCAACGCAAAGAUGUAUCCACGAGAUGAUCGAGGACAGGGUUCAAGCCAAGCCCACGGCACCCGCCGUGUGCUCAUGGGACGGCGAGCUGGUCUAUGGCGAACUCAACCGCCUUGCAACGAGGCUGGCUGUCCGGCUUCUCGACCAUGGCAUCGAGCCCAAUACCGUAGUCCCGCUCUGUUUUGAAAAGUCCAUGUGGGCCACGGUUGCGAUGCUCGGCGUGCUCAAGGCGGGUGCCAACGUUGCGCUACUCACUCCAUCCGUUGCGCAGCUUCUUCUCUCUCCAGCACAGACGCCUGAGUUGAAGACGAUCCUUUUCGGCGGAGAGGCGUUGCGCAUACAAGACGUCAGCCCCUGGUGGGGGAGAGCGCGGGUCAUGAAUCUCUACGGACCGAGUUGCGUCGGCGAGCUUCUUCUCGAAGGCCCCCUCGUCGGUCGCGGUUAUCUAAACGACCCGGAAAACACUGCAGCGGCGUUUAUCGAGGACCCGGCUUGGCUGCUUCGGGGAGCCCCGGGCCAGCCGGGACGACAUGGGCGACUCUACAAGACGGGUGACUUGGUCCGGUACAACGAGGAUGGGAGCCUGGCUUUUGUUCACCGGAAGGAUGCGCAGGUCAAGAUCCGCGGCCAGCGCGUAGAGCUGGGGGAGGUCGAGCACUGGAUCCGGAACUGCAUCCCGGAAGCAACGCGAGUUGUCGCUGAAGUGCUUGGUAGUGAAACGAUGGAACCGGAUGAGCUCGACGCCCCUACGGUCAAGAUGCUCCCCGUGCCCACAGAGGUCGAGGGCGAGUUGGCCAAGCAUCUUCCCAGCUACAUGGUGCCAACGGUCCUCUUCUCCAUGAGAGAACUGCCGAUGACGGCUACGGAAAAGAUGGACCGGAAGCAGCUUCGCGAAAUUGGCUCGUCGUUUUCCAUGGGGCAACUGGUCGACAUGGGACGAAGACCGAAGCGGCAGCCGUCUGGCGAGGUUGAGCAGCGUAUGCAGAGUAUCUGGGCCCAGGUGCUCAACAUGGACGCAUGCAGCAUCGGGUUGGGCGACAGCUUCUUCCAGCUCGGAGGCGACUCGGUCGCGGCCAUGAGAGUGGUCGCUGCGGCCCGCGAGGCGGGGAUUUCGCUGACAGUGGCGGACAUCUUUGGACAUCCCACGCUCGCUGCGCAGGCCCAGACCAAGAGAAUUGUGGCCAGCGGCAGCAUGGAGACUAUACCACCAUUCUCGCUCCUCGGAAGGGGACGGGCAGCCAUGCAUCAGCAGCUCUGCGAGGAUCUUGCCGCGCUCUGUGGCCUAGAGGCGUGGCAGAUCGAGGAUGCCUACCCAUGUACGCCACUGCAGGAGGGCUUGCUAUCGCUCACGGCCAAGGGCGAGGGCUCAGCCAACUUCGUCAUGCAGGCCACCCUCGAGCUAUCCGAGGCUGUCCAACUUGACGCUCUCAGAGCAGCGUGGGAGGACGUGGUUCGCUCGACGGCCAUCCUCCGUACCAGGAUCGUGCAGCAUCAAUACCUCGGGCUUGUGCAAGUGGUAUGCAGAGAAGACGUUGAGUGGAUUCUGGCCACGGAGCUCGAGGGCUACCUCGACAAGGACAGGCUGGUACCGAUGAGGCUGGGCAGCCGCCUAUCACGACUUGCUCUCGUCAGGGGCGGCACGAUCGAGCCCCGGCGGCUCGUAUGGACUGCACACCAUGCGUUAUAUGACGGGUGGUCGUGGCCCCUGACGAUGGACGCCAUCAGCCGCGGCUACCAAGGCCACGCAAGAGGCAAGCAAGCCGGCUUCAAUGCCUUUGUCAAGCACGUAACGAGCCUGAACAUGGCUGAGGCCGAGUUAUUCUGGCGCUCGUACUUGGCGGGCGGCGAUUUCGCCCCGUUCCCCGCCCUGCCGGCGUCGGUGACGGAGCCAGCAGCGGACGCAACCUUGGAGGCCGACUUCACGUUCGACGCCAAGACGGGGUUGACGGCGUCGACGCUGAUGCGCGGGGCCUUGGCCGUUGUCAUCAGCCAGCAGACGGGUUCGGCAGACGUGAUAUUCGGGGCCGUCGUGUCCGGCAGAAGUGCACCCGUGGCAGGCAUCGACAACCUCGUUGGGCCGACAAUCGCGACGGUGCCCGUUCGAGUGCGGGUGCCAAGGGAGCAGCCGGCCCGGGACUACCUCGAGACGGUGCAGCGGCAAGCGGCAGAGAUGAUUCCGUACGAGCAGACAGGCCUGCAGCACAUCGCCAGGAUAAGCGAGAGCGGCCGAGCCGCAUGUCGCUUUCAGACCCUCCUUGUGGUGCAACCCCCUAGCGGCGGGCUGCCGGCCGACGUGCUCGGGACAUGGCGCAGGCCAUCCGUUCAACGUGGAUUUUCCACGUACGCCGUGACGCUGGAAUGCCUCGUGGGAAGCCAGGGAGUGACGCUGAGGGCGAGCUUCGACACGAGAGUGGUGGAUAGGUGGUCGGUGGACAAGUUGCUGCAGCGACUCGGUGCUGUCCUGGAGCGGCUGUCCCAGGCUCGGCCGGACCAGUCUGUCGGGGACAUGGGUAUGCUAACAACAGACGACGAAAGGACCCUGUGCGAGUGGAACAGGUCGGUGCCGGCUGCAGUCGAGAGGUGCGUCCACAAUGUCAUCGCCGAGCAUGCCGGGUCGCAGCCAGAUGCCCAGGCAAUCCAUGCAUGGGACGGCGAGCUGAAGUAUGGCGAGUUGGAUGAGCUCUCGACACGGCUUGCCUGCCAUCUCGUCGAGCUCCGGCUUGGACCGGGCACAUUUGUGCCGCUAUGCUUGGAGAAAUCCAUGUGGACCGUCGUGGCCAUGCUUGCCGUCCUCAAGGCCGGCGCUGCCUUCGUCCUAGUCGACCCUGCCUUACCCGACGACCGGCUCCGAAGCCUCUUCCGGCAUGUGCACGCUGCAGUUUGCAUCACGUCCCCCCUCUGCGAAGGCCGCGUUUCUGCUUUGACGCGCCAGACGGUCGUGCUCUGCAAGCAGGCGUUGAGGUGGCGGAAACACAAGACUUUGCCGUCGCAGAUGCACAAGCCAAGUCCAAACAACGCUGCCUAUGCCAUCUUUACAUGGGGAAGCACCGGGGGUCCUAAAGGCUACGUCGUUGAGCAUCAAUCCUACUGCUCGGCCGCUCUCGGCCAUGGAGCAGUCAUGGCCAUGAGCAAGAGCACGCGCGCUCUGCAACUUGGCUCCUAUGCCUGUACUGCAGCCAUCACGGAGAUGGUCAUGACGCUCAUCCGCGGCGGCUGCAUCUGUAUCCCAUCCGAAGAGGACCGUGGCCCCGGCUUGGCACGGGCAGUCGACAGGCUGGGCGCCAACUGGGCCCUUGUCACCCCGACUAUGCUAGCAACCCUUUCUCCGGAGCAUGUGCCGUCCCUGCGGACAGUCUGCGUUGGCGGCGAGCCUAUCCGGAGGUCCCAGAUCAGCGAGUGGGCACCAAAGGUUCACUUGCGGCAGACGUAUGGCAGUGCGGCGACCUGUGCUGCUGUCUCCUCCUCGAAGCUGGAUGCAUCGUCGGCACCCACGGACGUUGGCAGGGCAGCGACCGCUCGGUGCUGGAUCGUCGACCCUGCGAAUCCCAACCAGCUGAUGCCGAUAGGUGCUCCUGGUGAGAUUGUUCUCGAAGGGCCCGCAAUGGGACGCGAGUAUGUGCAUGAGCCGGACGACUCAUCCGCCACCAGUGUUGCCCCGGUGCCGUCCUGGAGGGCUUCGUUUUCCGCAGCUUGCGGAACGGCGUCACACUUCUAUAGGACAGGUGACUUGGCAUCGUACGGAAGCGACGGGUCAAUCCAUCUCCUCGGAAGCAAAGACAUGCAAGCCCAGCGCCGAGGCCGGGGCGUGGACAUGGCCGAGGUCGAACAUCGAGCAAGGCUGUCAACGCCGGAUGUAAAGGAGGCGGUCGUGGAAGUCGCUCCUUGUCUGGCUGAGAAUGGCCAGGGAACAAGCACUGAGCUGAUUGGGUUCCUCCUUUUCGACCUGGACGACGGGCUAGAGAAGGGGGCUGAUGGAAGAGAGGGCGGCCAUGACAAGCGGAUAAGUCUAGCAAUCCAAAGGGUUCGAGACAGGCUAGAGGCUGAGCUCCCGUACUCUCUGGUUCCAUCUAUCCUGGUUCCUAUAUCAAAGCUCCCGCUGACCAUGUCGGGAAAGACGGACCGCAGGCGGCUACGCGAGGUGGCGUCGGCACUGUCGGCGCGGCAGCUGGCCGAGCUUCGGACGGCGUCAGGAGGAGGCGGACGGCAGCAGCAGCAGCGGACCGAGAUGGAGCAGUGUCUUCAAGGCCUCUGGUCGCAGUUGCUCGGCAUCUCCUUGGGCAGCAUCCGGCCAGACGAUAGCUUCUUCCGGCUUGGAGGCGACUCGAUCGGGGCCAUGAGACUGGUCGCGGCGGCCCGCAAGGCUGGAAUUGAGCUGGCCGUGGCCGACAUAUUCCGCCAUCCCAGGCUGCAUCACAUGGCGAGCCACGCGGUUCCGUUGCCUGGCGGUGUCGUCCAGGGCAUUCCAAAGUCUCAGCAGGAUGGGCCCAUGGAGCAAUCGUUUGCCCAAGAGCGGCUGUGGUUCCUGGACCGGCUGCGACCCGGCUUGACCUGGUUUCUGGUGCCGUGCGCAGUACGACUCCGAGGACCGCUUCGGCUAGACGCUCUCAACGCAGCACUCCUUGCGUUGGAGAGACGCCACGAAUCGCUGAGAACGACUUUUGCCUCCCUCGACGGUGUCAACACACAGACCGUCCACCCAUUCCGGCCAAGGGAUUUGAAUGUGGUCGACAUACAGCCGCUAGGAGACGGCGACGCUCUCGUCGAAGCAUUGCAACAACACCAGUCAACUCCAUUCGAUCUGCUGACGGAGCCAGGUUGGAGAGUCUCCGUCUAUCGGAUGGGAAGCCAUGACCACGCCCUAUCCAUCGUCAUGCACCACAUCAUCUCCGAUGGCUGGUCUAUCGAUAUCCUCCGGAGAGAGCUGGCCGCGUUUUACUCGGCCGCCAUCCGCGGCCAAGACCCGCUCUCGCAAGUUAGACCUCUCCCCAUCCAGUAUCGUGACGCCUCCGCGUGGCAGAAGCAGCAAGACUAA
Messenger RNA from Hirsutella rhossiliensis, 7533 nucleotides. RefSeq names its product AMP-binding enzyme domain-containing protein. The coding region runs from base 1 to 7533 and encodes 2510 amino acids. Gene Ontology annotation, biological process: amino acid activation for nonribosomal peptide biosynthetic process; secondary metabolite biosynthetic process. Gene Ontology annotation, cellular component: cytoplasm. NCBI's taxonomy places the organism in Eukaryota, Fungi, Ascomycota, Sordariomycetes, Hypocreales, Ophiocordycipitaceae. The record is from RefSeq and is a predicted model, not a curated record. The transcript has 6 exons. Gene Ontology annotation, molecular function: catalytic activity; phosphopantetheine binding.